Molecule: messenger RNA, 736 nt
Organism: Schizophyllum commune H4-8
Lineage: Eukaryota; Fungi; Basidiomycota; Agaricomycetes; Agaricales; Schizophyllaceae
Exons: 4
Coding region: 1-591 (196 amino acids)
Source: RefSeq, a predicted model, not a curated record
AUGGUCGUCCCGGCUCCCUCUCCCCUGCGCUACACCACGGACGCGGAGGGGUCUGCCUCGUACGUUGCGCCCCGUGAGGUCAAGGAAACUCAGUCCGAGACCCCGACGCGCGCCCUCGUUCCCGUCUCAUUCAACAUCUACUCGCAGAGGAUCUAUAGGCCCGGAUACCCCAGCGACCUUCCAUCCAUCGAGGCCGCUUCCCGCACAAUGCUCAUCAAGUCGAACGCCGAGACGCGAGAUCUCGGCCACCUCUGGUACGCCAGGAAGAAGUUCUCGUACGGACGGAGGGGCACAAAGCAGUACCUCAGCUACUGCUACGCAAAGGACCAGCGCAGAAUGGCGCACGCACAGUUCUGCUACGUGCAAUACAUGAAGCAUGGGGAGGUCGACGAGGACGAACGGCGGGGGAUGCGUGAUCAUUGGGAAAAGGAUGUACCGCGCUUGCGCGGCGACUGGGUAUACGUGCGGCGGAUUGUCUUGCGCUUCCUCCUCGCGCGGGUAAUGAGGACGUGGAAGGCAAGGCUUGUUAAGGUGCGCGCCGGUAAAGGCCAGCAGUUGUCGAUCAGAUCCACAAUCCCAGACAUUCUGUAGCAUUACAUCUCAACUUUUUUCCGCACAUAUUAUGGCGCACUCGGGUAGUGUAGCUUCAUCCUAGGCAGCCCGUCGUAGAGGCAUUAGAUAUUUUACUUAUGUAUGGAUCCUGCAUAUGAUUGGGCUUCGUCGCCCUCAUUCACGC